Dichomitus squalens LYAD-421 SS1 is the source of this 522-nucleotide messenger RNA. RefSeq lists its product as uncharacterized. Lineage: Eukaryota; Fungi; Basidiomycota; Agaricomycetes; Polyporales; Polyporaceae. Bases 1 to 522 code for a protein of 173 amino acids. The record is from RefSeq and is a predicted model, not a curated record. The transcript has 3 exons.
AUGGCCGUUAUCAUGGACAACUACCCCAAUACGGACACGACGUUGCAGUUUAGACCUAGUGGUGCCCCUACGCCUGAAGGCUCGGCUCAUGAACCCAUUCGCUCGAACGGGCCGCGCUACUAUCAGCGUAUUCGCCUGGAGUCGCCGAUCCACCUUAGUGACGAAUGUGAAGAAUCGUCAUCCGCUGAUAACUCAGACAUCCCAUCUGAUAGUACCCUUGGCGGCCUUUGGAUUGCGGACCACGCUUUCCGCGUUGUCCAGGAUCUAGUCAGCGACUGCCGUUCUCUGUGCAAGUUCGAUCAGAUGUCCGUCGACAUGGACUACGAGGACAGCUUCCCUGACGCAACUAUAAGCGUCGACAUCGACGCCGUCGCACGUUCCCCCCUCAUCUUCCCGUCUGUCACCUGCCUGCGAUUGGCCGGGAGGUCCUUCGCGGAGCUCGGUACUCAGCGUCCGCUCUUUGAGAGUCUGGCGACUACGUUCCCUAACCUGCGCGCGCUGGCCGUGGCGUCCUCUGUCUGA